This is a messenger RNA of Cetraspora pellucida, 1098 nucleotides long. The record is from the annotation of a GenBank genome assembly. Lineage: Eukaryota; Fungi; Glomeromycota; Glomeromycetes; Diversisporales; Gigasporaceae.
AUGUUAAACAUAUCAAAUCGAAAACCCAAAUCUAUUGAUAUAAAUCCAUUUUCUAUUGCUGCUCAAUUAAAAGAAGGUUCAAAAAUGUUGAUAGUGAAUCUUCUACUGAAAAAAGUGAAAACAAUCCCUGCCAGCUUAAAAGAAGGAUCAUUAACCAAAUUUAUGUUCUGUCAUUGGUGCAAAGAGGCUGGUAAAAAUAAUAAUUUUACCAAAGGUUGUGAAUACUUUAAAAAACAAUACUUAGAUCGGCAUAUUAAUAUUAAUGAUCAUUGGUUAGUUUGUGCUGCUCGAAUACAAUCUCAAAUUACCUUGCAUUUUAGUUUUGCUAUUCAAGCUGGACUGAUCAAAUUAAGUUUGUAUAAGCUAUUUGAAAUUCAACAUGGUGAAGACCAAAACCAAUUUGAAUGUGAAUUAUAUAAAUCAAAUGGUUGGAGUCUUAUACUUGAUGAAAGCAAUACUGUAUCUGCCGAAAAAACUUUGGCAAUUGUUUCUAAACAUUUAAUUGCAUCAGCAAAACCAAUUUAUCAAUUUCUUGGAUUAAUUUUAUUAACAGAUAGCACUGCCAAUACAAUUAUUGCUGAAAUUAAUUGGUUUUUUCAAGCAAAACAUAUAUCAUAUGAUGAUUUAAUGCAUAUUUGUACAGAUGGUGCUAGUACAAUGAUAGGAUCUCAGGUUGGUGUAGCAACUCAACUUAAAAAUAAAAAUCCAUUUAUUUUGGAGCAUCAUUGUAUUUCUCAUAAAUUAGCAUUAGCUGCAAAGGAUGCAGCAAAACAAGUUGAAGAAUUUAAACAAUAUGAAAAAAUUGUACAUAAUAUUUAUAGUUAUUUUUCACGAAGUCCAGAACAUAUGAUGCAUCUUAAAAUAACAGAAGAAAAUUUUGGUGACCCACAUCUUACAGUUUUAAAUAUUAUUGAAACCCGUUGGUUGUUAUUAUCUAAUGUUAUUCAAAAUCUAAAUCAAAUUUUAAGUUCAAUAAUUGAUGCAUUGCUUGAAGAUUCAUAUAAUUAUACGAUUGCUGAAGCUUUAUACAAUAGUAUUGAUGAGACCUUUAUUAUUACAACAAAAUUUUUUGCUGAUAUUCUUGAAACACUAAGAUGA